UUAAAAGAUAAAACAAAUUAUAUCUACAUAUCAAAGACAUUUUACUGAUAGAUUCUAAAAGAUUUUAUUGAUCAACAAUUUUAAAUCCAAAUUGACAGUAGUCAGGAUAAAACUAUGUAAAAAUGAACUUGAUAUCAACAUCCUUUAAUAUCCAGUCGUUAUAACUUUUGCCGAAACUGACAACGAAUGUUUAAUUUAUCAGUCUUAUCGCUCUCAUUCUUUCUAUCUUUUCGAAAAUUUGGAGUUGUUUAUAAAAAAAAUGCUCACAAUAACCUCUCUCUCUUUGGUCCGUAUGUUCAUAACCGUAUGUAUUUCCUAUUUUCUGUAUGUAUGCAACCGUACGUGUUUCCUAACCGAUUUGAUGAAGCUCAGAUUUUCUUUAAAAGGUUUUGGAUUCCCAGAUUUUCUGAAUAGCCAACUUAUUAUGAUUAAGUAAUAAAUCGAAUACAAACGGAUAAUAAAUGUGUAAUAAAGACCAUUUCCCGGGAGUAUGAUUUUUGUCCGUGUAACGCUAAACAACUUUCUUCAUUGAAAUACAAGUAAUAUUUUAUAGCAUAGCAUAAAAACCACGAGUUCGAGCAUUUUUUUUUAAAGCUGUUACGCUACUAUUCUAUUGUAUUAGCAAAAUUUUACUAUUUUUCUCGAAAACUUUUACUACUGCAUUAAGCAAGAAAGCUAUGAAUAACAUAUAUUUUAUUUCACCACAAUACAAUUUAAAAUCAAGUGUAGGAUUACCGUAGGAAGAACUAUAAGAUGUUUAUUCCUAAUCUCAAAUAAGUUUAAAUUAAAUAGUCAUUCGUCUAAAAUUAUGAAUAAAGUUUAUUAAAAUCGUGAGAUGCUUUUGAAUUUUGCUAUUUGACCCCUAAUUAAGUUUGUUAAGAAAGGAGCAUCGAUUUGCGAUUUUUGCAAUUUGCUGACACUUUUUUUAUGGGCCAAGCGACAUAUUUAUUAAUUGUUAUGUCGAAUGGGAAUUGGGUCAUUUGCCGUAAAAUGUUAUGUUAUUAGAUUAAUUUUGCCUUCAGCGAUAGAUUUUUUGAUGUUUCAAUUUUCCCUCGUGUCAAGUUCCAUUGAAACAUGAUUCAAUUUCUACUGAGCCACAAUUUUCUCACUUGAAUGAUUUUUCUGUUGAUGGUUAAACUACGUCGAAAUUAUUCUUAUCCACUGUAAUUUGUAGAUCAUGUUGGAAAUUCAACAUAAAUUCAAACCAGCGCCUUUAAAGAUGUCGAAGAAAGCUGUACUGAGGAAAGAGUGUUUCUCUUCACUAAAGUAUACUUAAAAGACAUAAAUUAACAUAUUAAUUAUUGGAGUUACAAUUUUCAAUGUAGACUGGCUAUACCCACUAUUGUUUAGCCGUCUUUUGCAUUAUACUAUAAAUAUCGUUUUACAAAAGAGGGUGAGUGGAGAGUAGAGACGACCAAUGAUGUCGUAAAUUGAACAUGUAAGUUUCAUGAAAAUUACCUCAGACUGCGCUAUUUCCAAGUUAAAGAACAGAAUGGACGUCUUAGAAUCAUAUUGCAUAUAUUUAACAAGUGCUAAAAUGAAUCAUUAACAGUUAAAGUUGGAAAAGUGAAUCUUCUUUGAUGAAAGGAUUAAAGUUUUAAUUGAAAGAAAACCAAAAAAAAACAAUAUAGUAGAUAAUGUGAAUAGAAUACAAUGGAAAGUGUUGUUUGACGAUGAAAUUUUCAAGAACCAAAAUCACCAUUCUUGCAAAUACUUUCACCAUGAAAGCUCUGUCUAUGCUGAUAAUCAUCAUUUGGCGAAUAAUUUUCGUCUCAACGUCUUCGAUGCUGCCUUCAAUGGCUAUUUCCGGAGAGAUUUUGGAGACUUACAAGCCAGAGGGUGGAUUUUCAUGCAUUGCCAGCUACUUCAUGUGCAACGACUCAAUUUUGUGUGUAGCUCAGCAUUUGAAUUGCAAUCAGGAACCUGAUUGUUAUGACGGAUCGGAUGAGUGGAAUUGCGAUGAUCAAUCAGUGGAUUUGUUUUAUGAUCAUCUCUUCCGAAAGAACAUCGGGGCACUUACAGAUGAUAUUCCCUGGGGACAGUGUGAUUACAGUUUCCUCGAAUAUCCUGAUCUCAACAGUACGUGCAAGUGUAAGCUGAAAGAGGUUCACUGUCAAUUCCAAGGUCUGACGAGAAUCCCAUCGCCUUUACCCAGUUCUGGUAUUUCUCUUCUGGAAUUGAGUGGAAAUCGUUUUGCCACCCUUGACAGUGCUUUCUUAGAAAAUCUGCCACCAUCCCAAAAACUAACCCUCAAGCACUGUUCCAUUCGGGAGGUGAAAUCUCUAGCAUUCCAGCGAUUUAAAGAUGACUUUGUAGAUAUACUAUACUUGGAUCAGAAUCAAAUUGAAAUUCUACCAAACUUUCUAUUUCCUGAAGGGACAAAGCUCACAGUUCUAAUCCUCGCAAGCAACCGUAUCUUUGAGAUACAGAGCUUUGCAUUCGCGAGUCUUCAGCAUUUAAUUGAAUUAGACCUUCGGGAUAAUCGUCUCGCGGUGCUCACCGAAGCAGUGCUGGCGCCACUAAUAAAUUUGCAAAUUCUCUUCCUCAACGGAAACCGUCUCACAACUCUAACCAGUGGAAUGUUGCCGCAUUUGAAGAAUUUAAUAACACUCUCUCUGGCUGACAAUCAAAUUCGGCGCGUGUCGAAGAAUGCUCUCAAUCUCCCAUCUUUGGAACAUUUAUUCUUGUCUGGAAAUCAUUUAAUUCAAAUCGAUAACGACACAUUCUACCUACUUCCCAAUUUAACAGGACUAAAUCUGAACAACAACCAAAUUGAGGGGUUUCAAUUGAACGCUUUCAAUGGAAUUGAAAAUUUAACAUCAUUGUAUCUAUCUGGGAAUCCCUUCAAGACAAUUGAUCAGAGGGUUCUUCAUAAUUUAACCCAUUUGCAGCAUAUAUACUUUUCAUGGUUUCAUUUGUGUCGAGCUGCCAUGUAUGUGAGGGUAUGUGAACCACGAGGAGAUGGUAUCUCCAGUGAUAAGCACUUGCUCGACAAUCCAGUGCUGCGAGGCAGCGUGUGGGUGAUGGCUGCCGUUGGGAUUGUGGGGAACCUCCUGGUUCUCUUUGGACCUCUUGCCCUUGGCUCACGUGGCUUGUCUUGUCACAUUGAGCACACAAUUUAUCUUAGACAUUUGGCUGCUAGCGAUUUGCUUAUGGGGAUCUAUCUGGCAAUCAUUGCUACUGCUGAUAUAGCUUUCCGCGGGGAGUACCUACUUCACGAGGAGGAUUGGAGGCACAGCGGUACCUGUUCUCUCUGCGGGUUCCUGAGCACUCUGAGCUGUCUAUCGUCCACAUUAUUUUUGACGCUGAUUACCUGGGAUCGUCUUGUAUCCGUCACCAGACCCCUUCUUCCACGACCACCAAGUCGAGCAAGGGCUAUCGUACGUUUGGGACUACUGUGGUUGACCGCAAUAACACUGGCGGCUGCUCCAUUGUUUGGGAUAGACUAUUUUGGCAAGAAUUUCUAUGGUUCCAACGGUGUUUGUCUCAGCCUCCACAUCCAUAUACCCAAAGAUAAGGGUUGGGAGUGGUCAGCAGCGAUUUUCAUUGUGGCCAACACAGUCUCUCUAGUGUUCAUUGGGACAUCGUACAUGAAAAUGCUAAGUGCCAUCAGAAGUUCCGGUUCAGCCAUGAGGAGUUCUCAGAGUGGGCGAGAAAAUGUCGUUGCUCGUCGUUUUGCAAUUAUUGUGGCCACGAACUGUGCCUGUUGGCUUCCAGUCAUCAUUGUUAAAAUCGCAGCGCUUGCAGGUGUUCAAAUAUCACCAUCGUUGUAUGCUUGGCUAGCUGUUUUGGUGCUUCCUGUUAAUUCAGCUCUAAAUCCCGUCCUCUAUACAUUAACGGCAGCUGCCUUUAAACAACAGUUGACAAAGUUCGUCUACUCCCUACCUUGUGGCGCUGGCAUCGACUCACGCUCACAGAAUGGAUUCGAAUCUGCGCUGUCAAUAAGUCUGGGUCAUAACUAUCCGCAGCAGAGUAGCAAGAAGCAUUUGCUUCAACGACGGGUAAGCUGCACUACCCCACUUGCCAUUUCCCUAAACAACCACAGUAGCAAAAAACAAUUAAUUCAGCCGGUUAAUUCGGUUGAGAAGAGCCUAAUCUGAGAGGGGAACAACUAUUAUGUACUUAAGACACUAUAGUCAAUGUUUAUUACAUUUUAUCUUAAAAAAUAGUGUUUUGUGUUCUAUGUAUAGUUCUUUGUAUUAAAAUUAAUGUUAAGGGCUUCGCACAGAGUUUUUUUUUGAAGACUAGAAAAUCCUCUGCAAAACUUUCACGUUGAAAAUUUACUUAAGGCGUCUACACAUUGGGAGCAAUUUUCGUCAAAAAUUGCGUUUUUGACAGAAAUUUGACGUUUCUCCCUACAACGCUGCAGGGAAUUUCCUUCAAAAAAGCAAUUUUUGACAAAAAUUGCUCCCAAUGUGUAGAGCCCAUUAGACGCUAUGAAGGUUAUAGAGCUUUUGUCGCGAAUAUUCUAAUUUUUUUCAUCAAUACUUAAAAUUUCAAUAAUGAAUUAGUUUCUAUGCUAAAAAGCUCUGUGCGUUGAACCUUAUAUUUGAUGUAAUUUUUGUAAUAUUUCUCUCUUUUUUGUAAACAAUCUCAGGCCGUAGAUAUAUAUUUUUUAAAAUAAAAUUGGCACUUUAUCUCAAA
Phlebotomus papatasi is the source of this 4644-nucleotide messenger RNA. It is a transcript of the gene Lgr4, whose product is annotated as relaxin receptor 2. Gene Ontology annotation, biological process: G protein-coupled receptor signaling pathway. The transcript has 17 exons. Gene Ontology annotation, cellular component: membrane. The record is from RefSeq and is a predicted model, not a curated record. NCBI's taxonomy places the organism in Eukaryota, Metazoa, Arthropoda, Insecta, Diptera, Psychodidae. The coding region runs from base 1674 to 4100 and encodes 808 amino acids. Gene Ontology annotation, molecular function: protein binding; G protein-coupled receptor activity.